Molecule: messenger RNA, 2320 nt
Organism: Archocentrus centrarchus (flier cichlid)
Lineage: Eukaryota; Metazoa; Chordata; Actinopteri; Cichliformes; Cichlidae
Gene: haus4
Product: HAUS augmin-like complex, subunit 4
Exons: 9
Coding region: 115-1221 (368 amino acids)
Biological process (GO): spindle assembly; centrosome cycle
Cellular component (GO): HAUS complex
Molecular function (GO): microtubule minus-end binding
Source: RefSeq, a predicted model, not a curated record
GAUUCAGGAAGUACACGUUUAAUUUUCAGCUCGUAUUCAUGUUUGAAAAAGAUUACUGAAAAAUUCACAAACGGGCGGUCUCUUCGGGUACCGAAGACCUUAAUUCAGCGGAAAAUGUCCGGUAGUGCCGAGACAACAAACAUAUCAUCACUUGGGAAAGGCGACAGUUUGCAUCAGCAGGUCCUCGCCUCCUUCCCACUGUGUCACAUGACAGAGGAAGAGCUGAUCCAGAACCCGCAGUUCUGUAAACUCCUGGCCACUCUGGCACAACAUGUGGAUCAAACUGGACUCACCACCCCGCUGAAAACAGAGUUGGACAAGGCUGAACAGAAGUUGCAGAGUCAGAAACGACAAUGGCUGCGCUCCGAGAGCCUCUACAGAGGGCUGCAGGAGAUGAUCCAGAACCACCGUGUCAGGAAGCACCAUGCCACUAUACCCCCUGACCAGAACAUGUUCUACGAGACGAUGGAGAAGUGUCUGCUGGUGGCUCAGUGUGUCAGACAGCUGGAUCCCAGUAACACAACAAACCAGGACCAGCCCUCAGUCCUGGGCCUGACCCCCCAACUCGUGAUGGAGCUCAUGCCUUCAGAGAAGAAUAUGCAAAGAAUGAAACAGAGUCUACCAAGACAGCUGGAGAAACAUCUCAAAGAAAAGAGUUUGAGCCUUCUCUCUUACUAUCAGCCUGAAUGGGAGAAUGAGAGUGAGGGUCUGAAGGUGAGCAAGUUGUCUCAUCUGUCAGCACAGCUGGACAAGGAGAAGAAAAGAGCAGAAAGUCUGAAGGAGACCUGCAGGGGAAACACGGUUCUUCUGCAGAGACAGACUGAGCUCUACCUCACUGAGCUGACAAAGUGCAUUCAGCUUCUCCAGUCUUUCAUCUUGGACCACAGGCUGAAGAUCCAGACAGAUUUGGACAGAAAGAAAUUGGAUUACUUUGAAGGCAAAUGUGAAUUAGUCUUACAGAAGAUAAAGGCAGAAAUGGUGGAAAUUCAGCUGGAUACAUACACACCUGACUCAAUAUCUGCUCAUAAAAAAAUAAGGGAGAAGCUGGAGUCUGAGCUGAAGGCGUGUAAAGCGGAGAAGCAGUCUGUGGAGCUGAAGCUGGCCUCCUUUGAGAUCUUGGGCAAAGAGUUUGAGGAGCUGGCUGAGGAGUACUGCAGAUUACGGCAGGAGAUAGAGAUGAAAAACUGGGCGCUGAAGGAAUUCACUCAGUACAGUGAUUAAGUAAAAGCCGUAUCUGAUGCUGAGACAAGCCAGCGUUUCCCUCAUCAUGUUGUGGAAUUCCAUAGAAUGACAUGCUGGCUUUUGAUUGUUUGACACAAACUGUGGGUAUUUGGCCUGCAGUAGCUUUGUAGUAUGUGCAGUAAUAGAGAUAACUGAGGGCUCCCAUCAGGGCUCCUGAAAGUUUUACUGAAAUGGUUCAGCUUUUUAGGGCAACUCCACAUUUCUAUCCUUGGACUACACAAGCUAUCUGUGAUUUUAAAGUUCAGUAUGGGAAAAGUUUGAGGCUUCAUACUUACCAAAGCUGAAAAUUCCUUCAACACCAUCCAUGAACUGAAUCCAUGGAAUUCUGCAUCUGGAUUACUUCAGAUUUUCCUGAGAACACCACGAUGAAUAUGUAAAAUCACAAGUUUUGUCCUACCCUGCAAUGGCAAAGAAUGCUUCCAAAACUUCCUGGAUCCUCAUCUAAAUCCAGUUGUUUGAGCAAUCAAAAGGUUAAUGUGUUCACUUGAAGGUUUCUUUUGUAUUAAUUUGAAGAAGAUGCAGUUUUACAGUGAAAUGAUAAAAAUCCAGCAUGUGACCUUGACAUUUUUUUGAUUGCUUUCUAGAUUUUACAUUAUUGUUACAUGUGAGAAUCCAUACAUUUAUGUGGACACUGAAAAGUACGUCUGCCUUAAAAUGUUGUAGAUGACGGAGGCACCGGUGAAGCAUCUGUUCACUGAUUUGGUCCAACUGGAAAUAAAAGCCCUCAUUUAACAGGUUACCUCACUUUAUGUAAUGUAAUAUAAACCUUUGGAUCAAAUAAAUUUAAAAUAUGAGUAAUGUCUAGUGUGCUUAACCUUAAUAGCAGCCUGUGUUCAUAUAAUAUGCUUCUUUGAGCUGACUGCUACUCUCAGUGCAGGUCCUGACAAGUUCACACAGGGUCCAAACCUAACAAUGUUAACACUUAUCCUGACUAAUCUGGUUUAUGGAUUCGUGUUGGUGAUGCUACUAGUAUGUUUUUCUCUUAUAAAAACAUAAAUAAUCCUUAAAGAGAAUUAAUGGAAGCAGUCAUCUUAUCUGUUGUUUCCUGUGGCAGUUUAAAUCUUCUUAUUCUGUCCUC